ACUGGUUAAACAUAGAUCUCAGUGAUGCUUAAGUCAGUUUACGGUCCUCCCUCUAGAAUGCAGCAUUAUCUGAUGGGACAAAGUCUGAAGUUUCCUAAAAUCGUUCACUCUUCAAUCCUUGUUUGUCUAACGAAAGUUAAAUGAAAGGAUGAUUAACUUAUGUUAAAUUCAAAUUUAAAAGAUGUCAAUGAAUGGUACGAGAGAACUUUUUCAACGUGAAAUUAAUUUUUUUGAAGCUUUUUGUUAGGGUUUAUAUCUCGUCAAUUAUCCCGCUUGGAUACUUAAAAAUGCAAUCGUAUUGUAAUAGAGUACAAAGCGGUUGGUUAUUCUGAAUUAAUCGACCGCUGAAUUAUCUUAAAGGACCAAUGUGUUUGGAGUUUCGUCAAAGCCGUGUAGUAUUGGCCACAACUUGCGCCACAUUGUUGUUUUUACCAGUAUUACGGUAAUAUACAGGAAGUGGGAAUUAUUCCUCUUACGUUCAGGGAUAACUCGACAUCACAGGGUCCGUUAAAUUUCCGUUUCUCUAAGUUCUCGCCGGUGGUAGAAUAAAAUAUGUCAAUAAACAUGUCGCCGUGCGGCUCAACUUUGGAAGAACAGCUUUCGUCCAUAAUGGACGUACUUGCGAAAGCGGCCGUAUCUGAAAUUAGCCAACUGUUCUCGGAAGGCUCGACUACCCUUCGCUUACAAAUAACUCAGAGCCUGAAAGAAAACGAAGCGCUGAGGACGAGGAUGAAAGUGAUGAGGAGUGAGCUGUUUUCUUUGCGGCUUCAAACGAGAUCAAAUGCAUCACGUGCGGCAAGUCGUUUCGCACUGGCUCGAGCCAACAUCUGCAAACCACGGACUAAACUACUGGGAAAUGAAUGCAAUGUAUUCUUCAUCCUCGUCAUCCUCAGGUCAAAAGCCCCCGAUGGAAAACAAGGUGGUUGGAGGUCCCCCUUAUCUUAAAUCAUCCAAAAGUGAGGCUUCCUCUGUUACAACUCCAGCAGAGCAGCAGACCCUAGACACCAUUUUAAUUAAGGAUGAAGAGGAUAUUGUUGGUGGCAUGCUCUCUGUAGAAGACUACGAAUACAUUGGAGGCCGCAGCACACAGAGAGGUGCCAACUCGGAGAGACUGCAUGUGGACGCCCCUGGCUCCUCCCACAUGUCCAGUCACAACGGGGAGCUGCGGAUCCUAAGUGUCCACGGAAAAGGGGAGGGCCCACUGGCGGGGGACGGCCAUGCCACCCUCUUCACCGCGUCUGAACUGGAGGCCCUGAGCUCGCUGUCCACGGACCACAGCGCGGCCAAGAGCCUGGACUGCGGCGAGCGGCAGGUCCACCGUGAGGAGCGGACUAGGCAUCUGGGCGGCCGCAAGGGCCGGCCCUGUGUCGUGUGUGGCAGGGUGUUUCCCAACAAUGCCAAGAUGACCAUCCACAUGCGUACCCACACCGGCGAGAAGCCCUACGGGUGCGACCAAUGCAUGAAGCGCUUCCAACAGAAAGGCAACCUGAAGAUCCACAUGAGGAUUCACUCCGGGGAGAGGCCCUUCGUGUGUCUGCAGUGCAACGCCAGCUACAGCGACUCCAGCAAUUUGCGUCGCCACAUGAUGAAGCACACGGGGCACAGGAUGCUUUGAUGGACAACUCUAUUGUGUCUGUGAUGAAAUUAAUGCUCUAUAUUUUAUUCAUUACAAUUAAGGAUGCCUUCCAUUGUUAAGAUAUUUAUUUAAAAAAAAAUCGAUAUUCCUCUUUUUAUUGUUGUUAAUAAUCUAUGUCUGUGUCAUUACCCCUUAGGGCUGAUAUGGUCCCACAUUCACACAACACAAGGGGGGGUUACGGACCCGAUACAUCCUUACGGACCCUCCUUGCGUCCACUGCCAGGGCCUGGCGUGCGCCUCCCAAAAAUUGUAACCUUCCAUCGAGGCGACGCAGCAGCAAGGGCAGUGAUUGGGCCGCUCACUAAAACCCGACGUGGGACCAUAAUCAGCCCUUUACCUUUGUUAUCACAAAUUGCCUGCAAAAUUAGAAUAGUGCAAAGUAACCCCACAUUAUACAUGAUAGUUUCCUGAUUACCCAUGGACCCCCCCUGACUGGUUCUUGUUCCCUUUUUGUGCCACCUCAAUAAAAAAAGCUUGGAAUCGUAA
Molecule: messenger RNA, 2122 nt
Organism: Gadus macrocephalus (Pacific cod)
Lineage: Eukaryota; Metazoa; Chordata; Actinopteri; Gadiformes; Gadidae
Product: zinc finger protein ZFP2-like
Exons: 4
Coding region: 782-1615 (277 amino acids)
Biological process (GO): regulation of transcription by RNA polymerase II
Cellular component (GO): nucleus
Molecular function (GO): RNA polymerase II cis-regulatory region sequence-specific DNA binding; DNA-binding transcription factor activity, RNA polymerase II-specific
Source: RefSeq, a predicted model, not a curated record